Messenger RNA from Ruditapes philippinarum (Manila clam), 1251 nucleotides. RefSeq lists its product as uncharacterized. The coding region runs from base 69 to 908 and encodes 279 amino acids. The transcript is spliced from 2 exons. The record is from RefSeq and is a predicted model, not a curated record. Lineage: Eukaryota; Metazoa; Mollusca; Bivalvia; Venerida; Veneridae.
AAACAUAGCGAAAUGUUAUACAUUAUCUUAAAUCUAAAGAGAAGUGCAAAGGAUUGACAUCAUUAAAUAUGAAGAUCUUUUACUUAUUUGUUUGUUCAAUAGGACUUCUAGUGUAUAGGCAGGCAGUGUUCGCAAACCAUCAGGAGCCCGUAUGUUUUUCUCGGUUUGACUAUGACCAUAAAAUGUUACAGAAAAUGAUUACGUUGGAAAUGGAACAGAAAAAUAUCAAAAAGUUGAUAGAAGACAUGAAGAACAUGCAAUCGGAACAUACAAAGGAAAGAAAUAAAGACAGGACAGUAUUGAAUACCAUUGAAGGAAAAGUCCUUACUAUUGAAGGCAUGAAUACACUUGCUGGAACAGGAAAUACGUAUGUAAGAUGGGGAAGAACACGGUGUCCAGAAAAUGGUACAGAGUUGGUUUACAAAGGUUACGCUGGUGGUUCCUACUAUAGUAAUAAAGGAGCUUCCGCCAACUUUUUAUGUCUACCGGAAAAACCGUUGUGGAAUGUAUAUGAGGACGCUGAACAGACUGCCGGCACUGUCUGGGGAGCGGAAUAUGAAUUGUAUGGUAGAAAUAUGAACAAUUUCUUUGAGGAAACAUUGCUCCAACAAGAUGUUCCAUGCUGUGUAUGCCGGACGAAGAGGGCAAGUGUUUUGUUUGUCCCCGGUCGUAAUCAAUGCUAUGAUGGAUGGACAUUAGAAUACGAAGGUUACCUAUCGAGUGGUCAUUACAGUCACGAAGCAUCAUCUGAAUUCGUUUGUCUCGAUGUUGAGCCAGAAAUAAUUGACGGCGGCAGUGCUAGCGAAGAUGGAAAACUGUUCUAUUUUGUAGAAGCACGUUGUGGAUCCCUACGAUGUCCACCAUAUGUAAAUGGACGCGAACUUACAUGCGCUGUUUGUUCAAAAUAACUUAUGUGCCCUUACACAGGUUAAAUGAAAUGAAUGAGCGUUUCCUAUACUUUUUGGUAACGAAGCUUUCUUUUAAAUUUAUUUAACUAUUCACGUUCAGUUUGUGAUAUCUGUAACAAUGUUUUUAAGUACUGCGAUAUACUUUAAUCAAUUCAAAUUUUGCAAAUCUGCGAGGUAACUAAUACACCACAUAAAGAUGAAUUUUCAGUUGAAUAUACUAAUGUUUUACGAUCAUAUAUUCAAUGCACGAAUACUUGUUGAUUUAAUGAACAAUUCUGUCAUUUUUGAGCUUCAGCAAAAACAAAUGUGUCUCUUUGUAUAUGAUUAUGCAAUAAAUAGGUGU